Molecule: messenger RNA, 2986 nt
Organism: Argiope bruennichi
Lineage: Eukaryota; Metazoa; Arthropoda; Arachnida; Araneae; Araneidae
Product: CD151 antigen-like
Exons: 10
Coding region: 261-995 (244 amino acids)
Cellular component (GO): membrane
Source: RefSeq, a predicted model, not a curated record
UGACGGGGAUGUUCAUUCAUUAGCAAGCAUAAUACCCGGGGGGUUACAGUGAAUCUAGUCUCUGAUUAACUGUUGAAGAGAAGAGAGACCCAUGAAGUAUGAAAUGUUGUGCGCAGACUCCAAUUCGUCCCUCCUCUUGAUCCUGAGAGUGACCCAUUUCACCCAUAGCCACAUUACAUCUCGCAUCUUGGACUCGCAUUUUCUUAGCCUGUAAAGCGGCAACUCAUCCCGUCGACGAUUGCUCCCACUCAUCGGUCUCCAUGAUGGUCGAAGGAUGCGCCAAAGGGGUGAAGUAUGGCCUCUUCGUCGCCAAUGCAGUCAUACUGGUGGGUGGUAUUGUGGUGUUCAGCGUUGGUAUCUGGACUCUUUCCGAUCGAUCCUUUAUGGAACGACUGUUGGGAAGUGAUUUAUACGUGAGCUCUGCCUCAAUUCUCAUUGCCACUGGAAUCAUUGUUACCAUCAUAUCGUUCCUCGGUUUCCUUGGAGCGAUCAAAGAAAUCAAAUGCAUGCUGUUGACGUUUUUCAUCAUUCUCUUUAUGAUCUUCAUUACGAUGUUGGUUGGAGGAAUUCUGGGAUACGUCUUCAGGAGUGAAGUGGAUGGCCGAAUGCACACUGAAAUGUUGAUGACCAUCAAGCUGUAUCAAAAUGAUACUCAAGUGACAGAUGCAUGGGAUGCCGUACAGAGUAUCUUUCAAUGUUGUGGAAUGUCAAUGGAUAAAGAUCCUGGAUAUGAAGUGUGGUCGAAGCAGAAUGCUCAUUUUGGAGGAGUUUAUAAGAUUCCGGCAACUUGCUGCAAGACAAAAGACGAUGGACUGAGAGACAGAUGCCAGAAAGAUCCAAAUGAAAACAAUGCCUACCUGGAGGGUUGUUACGAAAAGAUGAAAGAUUUUGUGGAGAAACAUGCCAAAAUUGUUGGCGGUAUUGGAGUGGGAAUUGCUUGCCUACUGCUCGUUGGUAUGGCCCUUUCCUGUGCAUUGUUUUGUUUAAUCAAGUAAUGACAUUCCUCAACAGUCCAUUGCACUUCUUCAGAACAUAGAAGUUCGAGUGGAAUGCUUUGAUUGAAAGUCCCUCCCGUCUUCAAGCAGCCAUCCGUCAAACGAGAAUUCAUGCAGUGUUUUACAUUUAGUAACACCGAUUCCACUUCCUCUUGCUCUUUUUAAUGAGCCAGUUUUGAAUGAAAAAGAUAUCAACCAUUUACUUUUAUUUCUUACUUUUAUGAAAACAAAUAUACAAGUAAAUCUUUCAAUUUGAGUCAAAAUUCUGAAUCGCUGUACCAGGGAAUUCCCUCCAAGAAAUCAUUUUGAAUUGCCAAGAGAGAGUCGGAGUUGGUGAAUCCUGCAGCUGAAGAGCUCGCCGAAAAUAGAGUCUUGUGUAUUUGUCCGUCUGUAUCCGAUCCAAGAUUAGAUAAAUUAUUGUUGUAAAAAUUGUUCAAUGUUAAGAACAGUAGUUUAGAGUCUGUUCUGGUAUUGCUCAUAAAGUAACUGUUUGAAGUUGAAAUAUUUAUCAAAGUUGAGAAUCAAGUUAAAAAUUUACGAUUUACUGUUUUCAGACAAGUUCUUCAGUUAUCCUUCCAAAAGUGCCUUUUUUUUACAACCUUUAACCUGAUUGGAAAAUGCCCUCCAUGUUAUGUUACAGUUGCUUCAAUCAUUAUCAUCGCCGAACUUCGCAUACUGUGUGAUAAAACGGAGGUCUGUCUUGAAACGUUAAUAUUAUAUAAAUCAAAAACUGUAUCAGUAUUAUUUACGAUAGAGCUGAAAGUAGAUUUAUGUGCAUCUAUGCUGGAUUUGCAAGUGGACCACUGUGUAAAAGUUACGUAAUCCAUAUUAUUCGUUGAAUAAUUAUGCAUAGGAAAUUAUAGACUAAAAAUUAAAAAUAUUUUUAUUGCUAUGGUCAGUAAAGAUGCAAGAUUCAUUAAAAGUAAUUGAAAGAAAUUUUAAUUUUCACAUGGUCUUUAAAGUGAUUAAUCUAGCCUCUGUGCACUGUAAAGUAAAGACUGUUAUCAGAAUGAGUUAAAUAUUUCUCUAGGAAAUACGAAUCUUAUUUUGGAAAGACAAACAUUUGUUCAUUUUAUAUUGGAUACAAAGCUAUAAUCAAUUAAAAACAAAGAUACAUAAUUUCAAAAAAUCUAAAGCAAAUUUUUUGAAUUAAAUUUAAAUGAAUGAAUCGCUUAAUUUCAAUCUUUGUACGUAAUGUAGAUAAAUUCUAUGAAUUGAAUGCUUGCUUUUAAAAUCUUGCUAUGCACACAUGUAAUAUUUAAAUAUUCAGAUAUAUUCCCGUCCCAGAAACAUAUAUUGUGUAUAUAUAUAAAAAAAAAGGAUGUUUGCCUUUCCACGAUCUCACAUGUCAAAUUUUUACUUUAAUACUGAUAUUGUAGUUUAUUGAAAUAAUUUAUUGCUCAUUGGAAACUUUUUUUGCACAAUUUGUAUAUGCAAACAACUCAAAGUAGUUACGUUUUAAACCUAUAUAAUUUUACUUAAAUAGUUGGAUAUAGAUUUAUUUGUUUAGGAUUGAUAUAGAAACUGUAUUUAAAUGUUAACUUCGUGAUUGUACAAAUGCGUUUUCAGUUCUGUGUGUUAUAUUAUUUAAAAGUGAAUCCUGUGUAAUUAUUUAUUUUAUUUGUAAAAAUGAUGUGAGAUGUUCUGAAAUUUGUAGAUAUGUGUUUUAAGAGGAAUUUUAUGUAAUAGAUAGUAUAGCAUUGAAAUUUGAUGUAUUUUCCCAGUUCAGUAAGAUGUAUAAUUCUUUUUCAUUUAAGAUGUAUUUGUAAUUUAACUGAGCUACAUUCCCUCAGGGUUAGUUGCAAGCAUAGAUUGAAUUUUAUUGGUGUCAUAUUUUCAUUGCUUGAUUCUUGCAUGUAAUAUGUAAUUGUUUUAGCUCUGUUUUACCAAUUUCAUGCACAGAAUUUUAGAUAACAACACUUAAUAAUAUAUUGUCUUGUUAUCUACUGCAUAUUCAUCUUUUGAGUGUAAAUUAAACGAUUUUACUAGAA